UUUUCAUUUCGAAUCGGUAAAGAAAGGGAAAUUGCUAGCCGUCAAAAAUAGGAAAUUUUAGAUAUAUACAAAAUACUGAAUAGAAAUGUAAAAAAAAUAUAUUUAUGAAGAAUUCUCUUGAAAUAUUGGAUGAAUUAACUUGGAAAUGAAGUGCAUAAUAUAACGAAUCCAUAGGAAUCAAUUGAUAUUCAAUUUUCCUCUUAGCAUAUGCUUCAGUUGAUGAAAUAAAAUGAAUAUGUUUUCCGCAAUUAAAAGACUAACAAGUAAAGGAGAUGCUUCCUCUAAUAAUAAUGCUAUACCCACUAAACCCCUUAGUCAUCAGUGUAUGUCAACAGUUCUUCAAAAAAAAUUUUCUAAAGGAGUUCAAUAUAAUAUGAAAAUAGUCAUAAAGGGGGAUCGAAAUGUAGGAAAAACUUGUUUGUUCCAUAGACUACAAGGAAAAAAAUUUGUAGAAGAAUAUAUACCAACCGAUGAAAUUCAGGUCACUUCUAUACAGUGGAACUAUAAAGCUACUGAUGACAUUGUAAAAGUUGAAGUUUGGGAUGUGGUUGAUAAGGGCAAAAAGAAAAAACAAUUAGAUGGUUUGAAAUUAAAUAACUUGAAGACUGAACUUCUAGAUGAACCAGCUCUAGAUGCUGAGUUUCUUGAUGUUUAUAAAGGUACUAAUGGAGUUAUAUUAAUGAUGGAUAUAACAAAAUCUUGGACUUUUGAUUAUGUGCAAAGAGAACUUCCCAAAAUACCUAACCAUAUUCCAGUUAUCAUUAUGGCAAAUCAUUGUGAUAUGGCGCAUCAUAGAACAGUCACACCAGAUCAUGUUACAUAUUUUAUUGAGUCAAUACUGGAAUCAAGAACUGCACAGGUUCGCUAUUCAGAAUCUUCUAUGAGAAACGGAUUUGGACUGAAAUUGCUCCAUAAAUUUUUCAAUCUCCCUUAUUUGCAACUACAACGAGAAUCCCUUCUCAUGCAGCUAGAACGAAAUUCAGUGGAGACUAAUGCCACAAUCCAAGAACUAGAUAUGUAUGCGGAAACUGAUGAAGCAGACUAUAAUAAAUUUAUGGAGAAUUUAACUAAGAAAAGGAGAGAAAUUGCUGACCACAAUGGUCGGGUUAGUAUCCAACAAGUUCUAGUGCAGCAAGCAGUGCAGAAUAGUUCUAGCAAUGGGACUGGUCAAGUGGGGCCUGAGAAUGUGGUGAAAAGAUCGCAGAGUGGCCCCAUCGUUAUUGGAGCAGGAAAACCCAUUCCCUUUGGUAACAUAGAUAUAACCCAAAGAACCACUGUUCCUAAAACCAGCCAGUCCUCAAGUAUGAUAUCUAAACUUCAUUCCAAAGAUACAACAGAUUCAACAACUGAUACUAAUAAUCGUAUAACUUCGGUGGAAGAGUUUUGUCCGGAUGGUGGACAAUUGGAUAGGAGUUUCUUGGAUGAUGUCCAUUUCAACAUGCAAAACGUUAAGAUCGAAGAACCAGUUUCAGAUUCUGAUACAGAUACUGGAAAUCCACUGGUGUCCGAGCUUCAAGAGGACUUUGAUCCUGAGGACUUGGCAUUAUAUACUAAAUCACCGCAAAACAUGACCUCGCAGAAUUUUUUAAAACCCCAACAGAAAACGGGCCCAAAUUUCAAUCACAGAUCUGAUGGUAGCGAAGAUGGCAAAGUGUUGGAAGAUUACGAGGCUAUAAAAGCAGAUUAUGAGGGUAUGGGACAUACUCAAGAUGAGUUUGAUUCUACUAUUAACUCUGAAAUAUCUGAAUUAACAUCUGAUCCUUACGAAGGCUGGAUUGGGAAUGACACUAAAUUGAGACGUUCACCCGAAGGUGGGGAGGAUGUUUCGGUUGUGAGCCAGAUAGAUUAUAAUAAUAGUAGUUUCAACGAUGACUCAAAUAGUGUAACUUCGUCAAAUGUAAACAUGGAAUUGCUGGCUUCUAAGAGAAGUCCAGUUUUAACUGAUAGAAAUGAACAAUGUGAUAGUGAUGAAACUCAUACUUCUAGCUCGGUAUCAAAAGAUAAAAAAAAAAAAAAUAAGGAAAAAAAGCUCUCUAAAAAACAUAGUAAAAAAACUAAAGAGAAAAGCUCUGAGGAUAAUUCAAGAAUUGAUAGGAAAAGUAAAAGACGUUCGAAAGAUGAGAAUUCUUCACACCAAGAUGAAUUGGAAGAAUUUCUGAACAGCAGUCCUAAUCCACAAAUGGAAGGCAUUUAUGAGGCUAUAUAGUAUAAGUUUGUGUGCUGUAGGCGAUAUUAUGGUAACAUAAUAAAUUAAAAGACAUGUUCAGUAUGGAUUGCAAAGCAAGCUUUCAAAAAAGGAUAGAGCUCUCAGGUAGAAGAAAUUUUCUUGAUUUUAGGUAGUCAUUUUGAGACUAUUUAUGAUGUUUAAUUAUACUUUGGUCAAAAUUUAUGGAAUAAAAUCCUGGAACAAUAUCAGAGAACCUUAUGAAUUGAAAAUUAUUUUCUAUAGGUGAAUUUGAUAGCUUCUUUAAUUUCAUAAAUGGUCUGAUUUUUAGAGCUUGCUGCGAAAAAAAGCAUUUUUUAAGAAAUUUAGCACUGAGAACAAUUUAAUUUGUUACCUAUUUUGUAGAGUAUAUUAAAGUUUAGAAGUUGUAUUUAUCGAUUUGUUGUGUUGUUGUAAUUGUUGAAAUUUAAAGAAGUUUUGUUUCUUCUAUCUGAGGAACUUGAACCAAAUAAAGAUGUUUUGACUCCUAUGUUGCCUUAAAAAUUUUAGGCAUAUAACCAAACAAAUUUAUAAUCAACCUACAGUUGAAUAGUGUUUAUAUUAACUCAAUUAUAACCAUGGCUUUAAGAUCUCUUUCUUAUAAAUGUUUAUUAUUAUAACUCCAUUAUUUUUGAAGAAUAAAUCAUAUUUAAUGUUUCA
Molecule: messenger RNA, 2863 nt
Organism: Harmonia axyridis
Lineage: Eukaryota; Metazoa; Arthropoda; Insecta; Coleoptera; Coccinellidae
Product: rab-like protein 6
Exons: 8
Coding region: 230-2206 (658 amino acids)
Cellular component (GO): cytosol; nucleus
Molecular function (GO): GTP binding; GTPase activity
Source: RefSeq, a predicted model, not a curated record